Penicillium expansum is the source of this 1314-nucleotide messenger RNA. Its product is annotated as fungal specific transcription factor domain-containing protein. The transcript has 4 exons. Gene Ontology annotation, biological process: positive regulation of transcription from RNA polymerase II promoter by galactose; DNA-templated transcription. Gene Ontology annotation, molecular function: RNA polymerase II cis-regulatory region sequence-specific DNA binding; zinc ion binding; DNA-binding transcription factor activity, RNA polymerase II-specific. The record is from RefSeq and is a predicted model, not a curated record. The coding region runs from base 1 to 1314 and encodes 437 amino acids. Gene Ontology annotation, cellular component: nucleus. NCBI's taxonomy places the organism in Eukaryota, Fungi, Ascomycota, Eurotiomycetes, Eurotiales, Aspergillaceae.
AUGUCCUACGAACUGAUGGAAAUUUACAAUUUCGAAAUCAUCCAAAUCCUUUUGCUUACAGCGGUGUAUCUUCAACAUGAUAAAAUGCCCCAGAAAUCCUUCCGAAGCAUUGGCACGGCGAUUCACAUCGCACAGGAUCUGGGGUUGCAUCUCCCUGCGACAAUCGAAUCUAUCAAGGACUCACGUGAGCGGGAUCUUGCGCGUCGGGUUUGGAAUGGAUGUAUUAUCAUGGACAGAAUUGCUUCUAUGACUUUUGGCUGCGCACUCAAAGUUCCCCAAGCUGUUGCAAAACAAGGAUUGGAUACUUUGGGGCUACACUCAGUGGAGUUCGCCAGUGGCACUGGGAAUACGGCUCUACCUUCGAAGGUGGAUUUUUACAUAUCAUUCUGCCGACUACAUCACAUCAUAGGAGACGUGUUGGAAACAUUCUAUAACUCCUGUGAUUCCAAAGCCGACACCGAUCUAAGCAGAAAUUUCAAUGGUGUGAAGUUAAGCUCACCAUUAUCCUAUGAUAAAUUCGCGAGCCUGUUUAGAAUCGAGUCGGAUCUGUGCAAUUGGACCGAAACCCUUCACUCCUAUUUUCGAAUGCCGUCGGAUCUUGAAGAUCCGACGCCGACAAAGUAUAUCAUACGUCAAGCAAACAUGUUGCGCGCCCGAUAUCUUUCUGUCCGGCUUCUACUGUUUAGGCCGUUCCUUUCGCAGGUGCGCCAGCCAAAGGCAGACAAUGCUCAUGGUGUCAGUUUGUACUCGGAAGAUCAAAUCAUCGGACAUAUGGUCUUUCAGUGCCAAAUUCGGUGUGUUAAAGCUGCCGGAGAUAUGAUAGAUUUCAUCACCAGAAAUCUACCGGAGCAGACGCAAGCGUAUAUACUACCAUCGAACUGGUACACUGUCUCAUAUACAUACAUGGCAGUAACUAUUCUGCUUGCAGCUCAAAUGUCCCCGGAGAUAGUGGAAUAUUUUUCUCUGGCUCGUCUGAGAGACCUUUUGCAACAGGCUCGUGAUAUUCUCAAAGGUUAUGAAAAGUAUACUACAUUGGCUUCGAGGUGCAGCGCUGUUCUCGAAUUGAUCCACAAUAAUAUUGAUAUGCGCUGCUCUCGAACAGACUGCGCCGCCGAAGAAGGUCCGCAAGACGCAAUCAAUUGUGACAGCACAAUAAUUCAAGGCGCAACCAUGGAAGGACAAGAGCCUCAAAAUCAUUUAGGAAACUUGGCCUGGCUUGAGAAUUAUGCCUUUGAUUGGAAUGAUUGGCCUUUGUUCUUUGCACAGCUAGACGACGAAACUGUUCCAGCUGAAAGAUGGGGAAUGCAAGCAUAG